CUAGUUAUUUAUAGUGAUAUAUAUACGACAACGUCACGACCACACAAGAAAUUUGAGUCUGACAAAGAAUAGAGUAUUAAACCGUAGUGAUACAUAGGAACUAAAAACUUUAAGGUAGAGCACAGGUAUAGAAUAAUGUCAACGCCUGUCUUUUGUGACCCAUGCUGUUAUGAUAAUAAAACAGUUCAAGCUAAUACGUGGUGUGUUGAAUGCGAGGAAGGAUUUUGUCAAGACUGCCAAAAGGUUCACAAGGCGACAAAAAUUUCUCGAGGUCAUAAUCUAAUUACGAUAGAUGAUUACCGUAAUACACAACAUGUAACUGUUGACCAAAUUUGUAAUCAGCACAACAAAAAAUUUGAUUGGUUUUGCAAAAGUCACGAUGAACCACUUUGCAAAGCAUGCGUGUCUUCUGAGCAUAAGAUAUGCCCGGAUGUUGUGCCUCUGGAGGAUGUUGCAAUUAAUGCAAAACACUCAACGGUAACAGAUGACCUUGGAGAUACCAUAAAUAGAUCAUUACAAAAUAUAGAACAUUUUAUUCGUGACCGACAUUCAGUAUCUGAUUCAAUCCAGGCCAAAAGACGUGAAAUCGAGAAAAACAUUAAGGCCACCAGAGAGAAAGUCGUCCUCUACCUUGAUGAGUUACAACAAAGGUUAUUACAAGAAUUGUCAUCAAUGGCUGACGAUUGUUUGUCAGAAAGCAGCAAACAUUUGGAAUGUUUUGAACAUUCAAAGAAAACGCUGACAAAGCUGAAAGAACAGACCUUAAAGUUAAAAGAUUUUGCUUCUGACCUACACAUCUUUCUCGGCACGCGAAAAUUAUAUAAAGACGUCAAUAAAGAGAUCGAGUUUAUAAAGUUAGCAACUGACCGUUCUAGGAGUUACCAUAUCGAACUUGAUUUACAUCCGAUUAUUGAUAAUCUUUCCGAACAAAUUGAUCAAUUGGGUAAAAUCAAACUUGAAAAACGUGAAUCUGGUUUACUGUCAUAUGAUACAAAAAUAGGACAAGCACAAAUACAGAGAAAACAGAUAAAAGAGAGGCCUAUUCAGGAUAUAGUUCUUAAAUUAGACAAACAACUGAACCUUCAAAAGCAUAAUGGUGUCAUAUGUGUUUAUGGGUGCGUGAUUUUACCAGACGGACACAUACUGAUAGCAAAUUAUCACACAGAAAUUAAUCAUAUACAACAAUACAACAAUAACGGCAUGCAUAUCCGUAACAUCAGUACAUCUUAUCCUUCUUUUGAUUUAGAGUUUUUUGGAUCAGAUGGCGUGGCUGUAUCCUGUGGAUAUCAGAAUCAUAUCGAUCUCAUAAAACCUGGUUAUGCUAAGAAUUCUUUAAAGCUUGGAUUCGAAUGCGAUGGCUGUCUUGGCUUAGCGUACAAUGAUGGAAAGUUUUAUGUUGCGGGAGGCACUAAGAACAUAAUGGUAAUUGAUCGGUCGGGAAAACGAGUAGGAGAAGUGAAAUUCAACGGAAACACAAAGAAUAUAGCGACCUCAGGUAAACGGAUAUACUACACAAAUGCAUCCAUGCAUACUAUACACUGUUGCGCCAUGGACGGCACUGAGAUAUGGACGUUUAAUGAUGAUUCCAUACGUUAUCCGACAGCUUUAUCCCUUGACAAUGAUCAAAACGUAUUUGUUGUUGGACGUAAUUCAAACAAUCUAGUGCUCAUUCAACAUGACGGAAAGGCAAGCAAGAUUCUACUUAAAAAAGAUGAUGGGCUCUCUAACCCCAAUGCUGUAUACUAUAGCAAGGAAAACAACUCUCUUUUAGUGUGUAAUAAAACUAGUGGCUAUGCUGCUCUGUACAAUGUAACGUAGUUGAGACAAAUAAUUAACUGUGUUAGCCAUAAAGAUUACCUAUAUGGGGUUUUUUUGUUAUCCAGUUUUGCAAUGUGACAAAGAUAGUCGAAAUAAAAUGAUACUGAUUGGUGCUUGAAAUUGUAAGUGCUUCUGUAUAUAGAAUUAUUUUUUUUGUCUUCCAUAUUCAAUAAUAUUCAAUAUCAUGCUUGUUUUAUAUAAUUCAUCAUGUAUACAAUAAGGUACAUAUUUGUAGUCAUUUUGAUAUAUCAUUCCACAUAUAAGAAAUAAAGCUUAGUACUUUGACCGUUUUUGGUAUUUGCAUUUUCUUACAAUAGUGAAACAAAUUAUUUAAUUCUAAUUUUCAAUUAUAUGUUAAAACCAUAAGCUAUAGAACAAGGUAGACAUGAAAAUCAACCGAUACGAGGGAAAUGGGUUGUGUAAAAUUUGUAAUACAAAUGAAAUACAAGAUGAAUUCCAUUUUGUACCAGUUUGUCCAAUUUUGGCUGAUAUAAGGAGAAUUUUGUUACCAUUAUGGUGUCAAAGUAAUCAGAGACACAUUGAUAAGUCUUUUUAGAACAAAACAAAUAAUUACUUAAAUAAAAAAUCUUGUUGUAUUUUGAAAAAGGCUAAAUGCUGUGGAGAAGAAGUUUUGUCGGACUUAAAUGAAAAUGAAUAUACUUGAUUUAUAAAAAAAAAUUAUUACAAUUAGCACAAACGUUUUGAAAAUUAAUGAAUAUAUAUGUAUAUUCAUGUGUAAUAUGUUUGUAUUGUAAUGUUUAAUAUAUGUAAAUACAUGUGUAAUAUGUUUGUGUUGUAUUGUUUAAUA
Messenger RNA from Mytilus trossulus (common blue mussel), 2626 nucleotides. Its product is annotated as E3 ubiquitin/ISG15 ligase TRIM25-like. The coding region runs from base 136 to 1818 and encodes 560 amino acids. Lineage: Eukaryota; Metazoa; Mollusca; Bivalvia; Mytilida; Mytilidae. The transcript is spliced from 2 exons. Gene Ontology annotation, molecular function: zinc ion binding; ubiquitin protein ligase activity. Gene Ontology annotation, biological process: protein monoubiquitination. The record is from RefSeq and is a predicted model, not a curated record.